CCCGCCUACUUCUGCUUUACGUAUUUCCGGCGGACGGUUUGUCUCUUUCCGGCCCACGUAAACAUGGCGCCCAUCCCGCUGUUAGCAGUGCGUGGCUCUAACGGCACGUCUCUGCUAUCUGGUCCUCCCACAUGUGAGCCGCUGUCCGCCUUCCAGAGGGACUCUCGGCCCAGCAGGUGUGUGACCUUCAGCAGAGACGGGACUCUGUUCGGCUGGUGCAACGGACACAAUGUCUCUGUGGUGAAGUCUUCAGAUGGCUCCAUCGUCUCGACCUUUGACCUCCCGAAGACGUCUCAUCUGGACUUUUCUCCGCUGAACAACGUGCUGGUUACCUGGCAACCGUACAGCAAGCCUCAGGACAGUGCUCAGGGUGACCCUAACCUCCAGCUGUGGGACUUACAGAGUGCUCAGCUGAUCAAAGCUCUGUAUCAGAAGAAGUUGGACUCAUGGUGUCCCAGCUGGUCUGCGGAUGAGAAGAUCUCAGUGCGGAGUGUCAACAACGAGCUGCACUUCUACGAAAGCAACGACUUCAACACGAUCGCCAACAAGCUGCACAUGCAGAAAGUGUCUGACUUCCUGUUGUCUCCUGGAGGGCCGCCCAGUAAGGUCUGCGUGUACGUCCCCGGCAGUAAAGGAGCGCCCUCCUUCGUGCGUCUGUACCAGUACCCGGUGCUGGGAGGACCCACCGCCGCACUCGCAAACAAGAGCUUCUUCAUGGCCGACAGAGUCAGCAUGCAGUGGAACCAGAAAGCCUCUGCAGUGCUGGUGACAGCGAGUACCGAGGUGGACAAGAGUGGAGCGUCUUAUUACGGAGAGCAGACGCUGCAUUACCUCGCUGUGAGCGGAGAGACGGCGCUGGUUCAGCUGCAGAAGAGGGGUCCAAUCUAUGAUGUGGUCUGGAGUCCUGGUUCUGCAGAGUUCUGUGUGGUUUACGGCUUCAUGCCGGCUAAAGCCACCGUCUACAACCUCAAGUGUGAGCCGCUGUUCGACUUUGGGACCGGACCCCGAAACGCUGCCUACUACAGUCCUCAGGGUCACAUCCUGGUACUGGCCGGCUUCGGGAACCUGCAGGGUCAGAUGGAGGUCUGGGACGUGAAGAAGUACAAACAGGUGUGCAAACCUCAGGCUCCAGACGCCACUCACUUCUCCUGGUGUCCUGAUGGCGAGCACGUGGUGACGGCGACGUGCUCGCCCCGGCUGCGGGUCAGUAACGGUUAUAAGAUCUGGCACUACACGGGCUCCGUGUUGCACAAGCAGGACACGGCGGACGGCGCCGAGCUGUGGGAGGUCCGCUGGCAGCCGUUCGCCGAGGGAAGCUUCCCCCAGCGGGUCGUCAAGUACCAGGCGGCACCCAGUGAGCUGGGGACCACGCAGGCCACGCCCACACAGGUGUACCGUCCACCUGCUCUGAGACACCUGCCGGCCACCGCCAGCACCAAAUUGCACGAGGAGGAGCUGCCUCAGAAUCUGCGUCCAGGAGCUGAGAAGAGCCUCUCUAAAGCUGCUCUGAAGAACCAGAAGAAGAGGGAGGCCAAGAAGGCUGCCAAGCAGGAGGUGAAGUCUGAAGCUGAACCUCCGCCUGACCCCGCCCCCGUCAGCAACAGCCAAUCAGAGCCGAGCAGCGGUGACCUGGAGACUGACAAGAAAAUAAAGAACUUAAAGAAGAAACUUAAAGCCAUUGAGGAGCUGAAGGAUCAGCAGGCAUCUGGAAAAGUUCUUCAGAAGAACCAGCUGGAGAAGCUGCAGAAGGAAGAUCAGCUGCUGAAGGAGCUGGAGGAGCUGCAGAUCAGCCUGUAGGGGGCACCCCCCCCCCCCCACACACACACACACACACACACACACACACCAAAAAGAGCAAGUGUGUUGGAGACAUUUCUGCUCAUCCUUCAGUUUUCUUCAUCUGACAGGACAGGUGAGGGGGGCGGGGCUUGUGUUGAGGUGUGUGGCCUUGAUUCCCCCCCAACACACACACACACACAGUUAGCUUGCUGUUUCCUGUUUUCAUCCAUUUGUUCUUCUUUCUUUGGAGGUUGAUGAAAGGAAUUCUGGGAAAUGUAGUUGUGUGUGUGUGUAAAAACAUUCACAGACUUUAGAGGAACUGUUUAUUUCCCAAAAUGUUCCUUUAACAUAGUGAAGUGUGUGUGUGUGUGUGUGUGAGAGUGAGAAGCCCUGUUGCUAUGCAACAUCACAUACAGAUGCUGAAGCCUUUGUUCCUUUCAGAAUAAUAUCCUGAAUGAAACUAAUAAAGUUUGUUUUUCAGUCA
Molecule: messenger RNA, 2263 nt
Organism: Cottoperca gobio
Lineage: Eukaryota; Metazoa; Chordata; Actinopteri; Perciformes; Bovichtidae
Gene: eif2a
Product: eukaryotic translation initiation factor 2A
Exons: 16
Coding region: 64-1797 (577 amino acids)
Biological process (GO): translational initiation
Cellular component (GO): cytosolic small ribosomal subunit
Molecular function (GO): mRNA binding; translation initiation factor activity; tRNA binding
Source: RefSeq, a predicted model, not a curated record